AUGGUGUCUGGAUCGGGAUCCGUACCGGUUUUGGUGUUCGGGCGUGCAUCACUUCGAUUUGUAUUCACCACAACAGAUCCGAUGGACCCCCACCAAUUGGCCGGCCAGCUUGGCCAGGUGUCGCUCGACGGAAAGUCACGGAAGAAGCGGUCUGCACGUGCGUUUCAUACCGACUUCAGCACCGGUCCCGAACUGGCAUUUCCGACCCCACCAACCGUCAACAAUUCACCCUCGGUUCUUCAUCAACAAACACCCUCGGUUUCUUCACCAUCGACUUCUUCAUUUGCUGCGCCCUACGGCGAUAAUGCAUCUCCUAUGCAUGCAUCGCACCCUGUACCUGCAGCGGUUGCAAAUCCAUCUCAGAACGAUCUCUCGAUCCAGACAAACAGGUACAAUCAUCAGAAGGAGUAUAUGACAUCAGUGGAUCUGGAACCGUACAAGUCGUUCUACACGUUUCAUAAUGUGGUUCCUCCAACUGCCGGCACUCAAAUUCAUACGGUUGACCAAGGAACCGCAUCUGGAAAAUUUAUUCGUUCCACCAUGUAUAAUGUUCCAGAAUCCGAACAGCUUCGAGCUGCCACCAAGCUUCCUAUGGCUGUCACAAUUCGUCCUUUUGCACCGUUAUUGGAAACAGAAGAGCCAAUUCCGGUGGUGGAUAUGACGCAACUUGGUGAUGUUCCAGGUGCAGAUGCUCUAGAUAUAGGUCCCGUUAGGUGUCGAAGAUGUCGUACCUACAUGAACCCGGCCAUGCAGCAUACUCCCAAUUACCGGUUCGUGUGUAAUAUCUGCCAGUUUCCGAAUAAUACUGUUCCUUCGGACUAUUCGUCGAUGAUAAACCCACAAACCGGUACUCGAGUAGAUGUUGCAAUUCGACCAGAACUCCACAAAGGAGUGUACGAUAUCUUGGUUCCCAAGAGCUACAAUGUGGGAGGCCCGGAAGUUAUACCUCAAGUUCUUCACCAUGUAUUUCUUAUCGAUGUAAGCGAACAGAGCAUUCGUCAAAACUUGCCGACACUUUUCGCCGAUGCCAUUCGUCUUGCACUUUACGGUGAAGCAGAAACGUUCAACUCCCGUGUUUGUAUCAUCACGUUUGACCGUCGACUCCAGUUCUACAAUCUUUCGCCGUCACUUUCCACCACACAAAUCAGCAUUUCGUCGGACCUCGAAGACCCUUUCGUGCCGCUCAGCGACGGGCUUUUUGCCGACCCCGAGGAAAGCAGACAUGUUAUAGAGAACAUGCUUGAAAACUUGGAGCUGUUACUGAUGGAAAACAACGUUUAUGCUGACCCCGAGCCAUGUUUUGCAGCCGCCUGUCGCACCGCCAUGCUUUGUCUUCAAAGUGUUGGAGGAGGAAAAAUCACCUCGCUUCUUUCGACGCUUCCAUCCUGGGGCCCUGGCAGUCUCCGGUUCAAAGACAAUCGGGCCGUGGGCAAGCUUCUUUCUCCAGAGUUGGAAAAAGUGGUGUUCACUCCAGACAACGACUACUACAAACUUCUCGCCAAAGACUUUAUUCUGCUGAAUGUAGGACUCGACACAAUUGUGGUUACACCUUCGUCGGUGGAUCUCUCCAACAUAGGGUGGCUCUGCUCCAUUUCUGGUGGGUCUGUGUACCGGUUUCCCGACUUCAAUUUUGAGCGAGACAGCAAAGUGGUUUCAGCCCAGUUUGUGAGCUGCGUGAACAAGUGCCGCGGAUACCAAGGUCAGUUGAAGCUCCGGUGCUCCAAUGGACUCCAGGUUUCACAGUACUACGGCACCUCGUCGGACGCUACUGCUUCUGGCUUUAUGGGAACCCAGGAUCCAGUGUUGCCUAUUCUUCACGAAGACCAGUCGUUUACAGUUCUUAUGACUUACGACGGGAAGCUCGAUACCAAGUACGACUGUCAUUUCCAGGCGGCUUUGCUUUACACCGAUCCAUUUGGUGUACGAAAAGUUAGAGUCGUAAACUUAGUUUUGGCCGUGAGCGAGAGACUUGAAGAUGUUUUCAACUUUGUGGAAGAAGACUCGGUUGUUUCCACCAUAGUGCGAGAAACCGUAUCGCAUGUUGGUGUACAAAGAUUGCUUGAGCUUCGAGAGUCGGUCAAUACAAAACUAGUCGACGUUUUCACCCAGUACCGUGCCAUGUGUGAAGUCAACCGACACCAGCUGGGAGCCCCAAACCAAUUGCUCUUCCCAGACUCAUUGAAACAUCUUCCCAUCUACAUGUUGUCGCUCAUCAGAACCACCGCUAUUCGAAACUCCAACACUUUAUCUGCCGAUGCCCGGCUCGCUUCCAUCUACCAGUUGCUCAGAAUGCCGGUAGAAAGAUUGGUUUACACCUUGUACCCAGCAUUGGUAGAGUUGCACUCUCUUCAAGACGACGAGUGUAUGGUUCCAGACACCUCAUCUAACCCAAACCACUUCAUCUCGCUUCCAGAGUACAAACCGGCAACCUCCAAGAUUUUGCAGCCCGGUGUAUACAUCUUGUGCAAUGGUUCCCAGGUGUUUGUGUGGGUUCAUCCUGAUGCCAAUGAGCUCUUGAUCAAGGAUUUAUUUGGCGACCAUAUAAAUUCCGUAAAAGAUAUCGAUCCAUUGAUGGACGAGUUGCCAGACCUACCUUCUCAUAUUUCGCAGCAAGCCAGAAAUUUGGUUCGUUUUUUCCAGAAAGAAAUCGUGGGUCUUCCUUCGCUAGACUGUGCUGGUGUUAGAAUAGUUCGCCAUGGAAUUGACCCUGGCGUCAAUGCUUUCAGAGAAAGCUUAAUUGAAGAUUCCAUUGGUUCGCUUGGAAAUCUGUUACCACUGUUGCCAGAUUAUCUUAGCAAUCUCCACAAGGCUAUCAAGGUGAAGCUCGAGAACGACAAGUCUUCUGGAAAGGUAAAGAACUCUGUCAAGGCGGCGGAAGACCACUCGACGUUGGCACAAAAGUUGAUUCAGUUUUAG
Messenger RNA from Meyerozyma guilliermondii ATCC 6260, 2916 nucleotides. RefSeq lists its product as uncharacterized. Gene Ontology annotation, biological process: COPII-coated vesicle cargo loading; intracellular protein transport; endoplasmic reticulum to Golgi vesicle-mediated transport. Gene Ontology annotation, cellular component: COPII vesicle coat; endoplasmic reticulum exit site. Lineage: Eukaryota; Fungi; Ascomycota; Pichiomycetes; Serinales; Debaryomycetaceae. The transcript has a single exon. Gene Ontology annotation, molecular function: SNARE binding; zinc ion binding. The coding region runs from base 1 to 2916 and encodes 971 amino acids. The record is from RefSeq and is a predicted model, not a curated record.